AUUGUUGGUCUCUGCUGCAGGCAAAGAGCUCUUUACCAGCAGCCAGCAAGCGCCCAAUUAAUCAUUCAGAUGGGUUCUCUUCCCUCUCCACAACUGGUAGAAGAUUUCCUCGGCGUCCUCAAACUCUACAGCGAUGGCUCCAUUUACCGCUCCACCGACCUCGUCCACCCCAAGAUUCCGCUCCACGACGAUGCCUCCGCUGUCGUCUGGACAGACUGUCUCUUCCACCCCGACCACAACCUCCACCUCCGCCUCUACAGACCCACGUCCCCACCACCCGCCGGCCAGAAGCUGCCCAUCCUCUUCUACAUUCACGCCGGCGGCUUCUGCUUCGGCUCCCGCACCUAUCCCAAGUCCCAUAACUGCUGCCUCCGGCUGUCUUCGGCGCUGCAGGCCGUGGUGGUGUCGCCGGACCACCGCUUGGCGCCGGAGCACAGGCUUCCGGCGGCCCUUGACGAUGUUUACGACUCUCUCAAGUGGCUGCAAGUGCAAGCAGCUCAGGCUGCUGCGGGUGAUGAUGAUGAUGAUGAUGAAACAACGUUGUCUAGAGGUAGUGGUGGUGGUUCCGAGUGGCUGCGGGAGAUGGGGGACUUGGACCGGGUUUUCGUGAUGGGAGACUCGUCCGGGGGGAACUUGGCGCACCAUCUGGCGGUGCGCCUUGGACCGGGGUCCGCCGAGUUGGCGCCGGUCCGAGUACGAGGAUAUGUCCUGUUGUCGCCCUUUUUCGGGGGGACAGUUAAGACCACUUCCGAGGAACAGCGGCCGUGCGAAUCCUUUUGGAACCUGGACAUGUAUGACAGGCUCUGGAGGUUAUCGUUGCCGGCGGGAGCAACGAAAGACCACCCGUUGGCGAACCCAUUUCAGUCGACGACGGAGAUAAAACGCGCCGCCCUGGAUCCCAUGCUGGUGGUGGCGGGGGGCGGCGAGAUUCUGAGAGACAGGGCGGAGGAGUACGCGAGCAGGCUUCGUGAGUAUGGGAAGACUGUGGUGUACGUUGAGUUCCAAGCACAGCAACACGGCUUCUUCACUGCUGACUGCUUCUCCCCAGAGGCCAACACCCUCAUCCAAACUAUCCAACACUUCAUCUCCCUAUACUCAGCCCCCCCCAUCUAUUAGAUCCAUUCCACCAUAAGAAUAACAGGACGUAAUGGUAUUAUCUCCCUGAGAUGGAUUCUGACAAUCAAGUUAGUAGUCCGUGUGUGUUUGAAAAAUGAGCAAUAAGGUAGAAUGAAGGGAAGAUGCAUAUGUGAAUCCGUGUACUUUGCUGAGAGAUUAGCAUUUAGGGCUAAUUAAUAAGCUAGUUUGUCCUUCAACUUAUGAUGAUUUUAUAAUUUUAUCUUGUUUCGAAAAUUACUUUAA
Messenger RNA from Diospyros lotus (date-plum), 1359 nucleotides. RefSeq names its product probable carboxylesterase 15. The transcript is spliced from 2 exons. Bases 70 to 1116 code for a protein of 348 amino acids. NCBI's taxonomy places the organism in Eukaryota, Viridiplantae, Streptophyta, Magnoliopsida, Ericales, Ebenaceae. Gene Ontology annotation, molecular function: hydrolase activity. The record is from RefSeq and is a predicted model, not a curated record.